AUGCAUGCAGACAGCCUAGUAGAGAUGUUUGGGGCUUUCGAUGCAUGCGUUGAAGCAGCAAGAGUGGAGCCCGCUGUCUUUGCCUUUGCUGCCUGGCGACACCAGCAGCAGCAGCAGCAGCAGCAGCAGCAGCAGCAGCAGCAGCAGCAGCAGCAGUGGCUGCUGCAGCCAGGACAGUGGGUGGAGGUGCUGGCUGGAUUAGAGCCAGGUUCUUACGUGUAUAGAGUGGAGUGUCUAGGCUUACCCUCUCGUUCUUUUUCUCGUUUUUCUGUGGGGGGCCCCUCGGGGGCCCCCGAUGCUGCAGCAGUGCUGCGGGGCUCAAGCAGAGCAGCAAUAGUGCAGCAGCAGCAGCUGCAACCGCUCGUGUUUCUGCUGCCUGGCGAGGCCUGGGGCUGGCAGCAGCUGCAUGCAAAGUGGGGUCUGCAACCGCUCGUGUUUCUGCUGCCUGGCGAGGCCUGGGGCUGGCAGCAGCUGCAUGCAAAGUGGGGGAAUACAAACUGUGUUUUGCUGCCGCAUGCAUACGGGGUAGACCUCACAAGCCCAGACUAUGGGGGCCGGGUAGUAUACGCAGCUCGCAGCAGGGCCUGUGCGAGCAGCAGCAGCAACAGCAGCAGCAACAGUAGCAGCAGCAGCAGCAGCAGCAGCAGCGGCGCGUCGUUGAGAGUAUCUGACUUCGGCGCAUCCGCCGCUGCCGCAGCAGCGGCACCACCGCCAGGAGCAGCAGCAGGAGCAGCAGGAGCAGCAGGAGCAGCAGCAGCAGCAGCAGCAGGAGCUGGUGGUGGUGGGCAUCGUGUACACAUUGAACUAAACUGGCAGCAGCUGGAGUUUGCUGCUAAGCAGAUGCUGCACCCUCGCCAGCUCUUCUGCCGCUUCGGCUUGGAGGGUACCGAGACAGAGGGGGGCCCCGCAGAGAGUUUUGUUGCUCUGGGUGUCACAGACCUGCCCCCGCCUCUGUCUCUUUUCGUCGAUGAAACAGCCAGCAGCAGCAGCAGCAGCAGCAGCAGCAGCAGCAGCAGCAGCAGCAGUUCAUCGCCGUCACAGGGGGGAUCAACUUCUCCUGCUGCUCGCAGCCGCAUGCGAGGGGCUGCUGAGGAGGCAAAAAACCGAAGCAGCAGCUGGAAGGGAAUGCCGCCGGAGGCAUCGGUGGUGGUGGAGCUAUCAGAUGAAGAGCAGCAGCAGCAGCCACAGCAGCCGCAGCAGCAGCAGCAGCAGCAGCAGCAGCAGCAGCAGCAGCAGCAGCAACAGCUACUGAAAGAGCAGCAACAGCAGCAGCAGCUACUGCUGCAGCAGAUGCAGCAGCAGCAAGGGAGCAGCAAGUGUGCUGCAUCUCCAGAAGCAGAAAGGGAGGAAGAGGAGAAUACCAGCAAAGGAGAAAUUGAUGACUUGAUUAAAACUCCACCGCAGGAGCAGCAGCAGCAGCAGCAGCAGCAGCAGCAGCAGCAGCAGCAGCAGCAGACUGCAGCAGAAGACUCCUCCAUAGAUACUGCUCUGUGGCGAUCCGAGCGCCUCUGUCUCCGCUGCCGCAUGCCUCUAUUAGCGCGUCGAUGCGGCGCAGCAGCAGCAGCAACAGCAGCAGCAUCAGCAGCUGCAGCAGCAGUACCUGCUGCAGCAGCAACAGCUGCACCAGCUCCUUCGUUCCCUGAGAGGGGCUCUGCUGCUGCUGGCGUGCGGCGGCGGUUUAGGGCUUAUUCAGAGAGAAGCAAAUCAACUCACUGCGCAGCAGCAGCAGCAGCAGCAGCAACAACAAUAGCUGCAGCAGCAGCAAUAGCAGCCAUUGCAGCAGCAACAAUAGCAGCAGCAGCAGUAGCAGCAGCUGCAAUAGCAGCUGCAAAGCUGCAACAGAAGCUGCAGCAGCAGCAGCAGCAGCAGCACCAGGUGCAGCAGGAGGAACUUCAGCAGCAGGAGCUGCUGGUGGCACUGGUGCUGCAGCUGGUGCUGCUGCUGCUGCUGCUGCAGCAGCAGCAGCAGCAGAAGUGA
This is a messenger RNA of Eimeria mitis, 1977 nucleotides long. RefSeq lists its product as uncharacterized. The coding region runs from base 1 to 1977 and encodes 658 amino acids. NCBI's taxonomy places the organism in Eukaryota, Apicomplexa, Conoidasida, Eucoccidiorida, Eimeriidae. The transcript is spliced from 7 exons. Gene Ontology annotation, biological process: negative regulation of cell adhesion. Gene Ontology annotation, cellular component: plasma membrane. The record is from RefSeq and is a predicted model, not a curated record.